Messenger RNA from Theobroma umbraticum, 1087 nucleotides. Its product is annotated as Late embryogenesis abundant (LEA) hydroxyproline-rich glycoprotein family. Lineage: Eukaryota; Viridiplantae; Streptophyta; Magnoliopsida; Malvales; Malvaceae. The record is from RefSeq and is a predicted model, not a curated record. Gene Ontology annotation, biological process: defense response to other organism.
ACAUUACAAUCUGACCUUGUGGAGGAAAAAGUUUUCCAAAUUGAAUGGGAAUUCUUGGAAGCAAGAUAGUUUAGUCUCUCCACUAAUCGUUAUCACGUGAAUUUGGCGAGCAAUAAAUAACAAUUCAUUCAUAUCUCCCUCCUUUAGCUUAGCUUAUUUAAGGAACAAUAAAGAAAUUUAGGCUCCACGCUUUUAUUAGCCUGCUUUUAGUUGUUGGGUUGCUGCUACCAUGGGCUAUUUGUGUUCAUUUUGAUUGCUUUGGUCUGGUUUUUUUUUUUUAUUUUUUGAGUCAAAUUAAAAACCAACUCAGAGAAGAAAUCUGCAAAUUUUUCGGCGUGGCUGAAAGAAUUCUCAAUUAUGGAGGUGGAAUCAUCAGGAAGGAAGAAUGCGAAAUCAAUGGAUGAACCAGCCAGUUCAGCCGCCAGGGCCAUCAGGCGCAGGCGUAAAUGCAGAAACAUCUGUUUUGCCGUGAUCGCUGUUCUGUUAUUCAUCAUAAUCCUGAUAGUGAUCCUUGCUUUCACCGUUUUCAAGGCCAAACGCCCCGUCACGACUAUCGACUCUGUCUCCUUAGCCAACCUGAAGUUUUCCCUGGAUGUGGUCAGACUCCAAGUGUUGCUGAACGCUACCCUGGACGUGGAUCUUACAAUCAAAAACCCAAACAAAGUUGGGUUCAAGUACACCGACUCGUCUGCCCAGUUGAAUUACAGGGGCCAGCAGGUAGGCGAGGUUCCAAUCCCAGCUGGCAAGAUGCCUGCAGACGCAGCGGCUCCCAUGAACUUGACGCUGACUCUCAUGGCGGAUCGAUUGGUCUCGGAUUCCAAGUUUUUCUCUGAUGUUUCGGGUGGUGAAUUGCCUCUCAACGCUUUUGCUAGGAUUCCAGGCAAGGUUAAUGUGUUGAAUCUGUUUAAGAUUCAUGUUGUUUCGUCCACUUCCUGCGAUUUUACUGUCUUUUUAUCUAAUGCAACUGUUGGGGACCAAGACUGCAAGUAUAAGACAAAAUUGUAAUGCUUUCAUUUUUCUCUUUUUGGAUUAUACAUUUUGCUUGUACUUAUAUCCAGUCUAAACGGGAGCUUGCUUUGUAGCCGUA